This is a messenger RNA of Ipomoea nil (Japanese morning glory), 1169 nucleotides long. Its product is annotated as photosystem I chlorophyll a/b-binding protein 6, chloroplastic. The transcript has 6 exons. Gene Ontology annotation, biological process: response to light stimulus; photosynthesis, light harvesting in photosystem I. Bases 176 to 967 code for a protein of 263 amino acids. The record is from RefSeq and is a predicted model, not a curated record. NCBI's taxonomy places the organism in Eukaryota, Viridiplantae, Streptophyta, Magnoliopsida, Solanales, Convolvulaceae. Gene Ontology annotation, cellular component: membrane.
CUACAGAUUUGGCUGUAACUGGACAGUUGGGUACACUGCAACACUACACUCACAUCACCCAUUCAUCCACUCCUAGAUUGUGUUGUGGUGGAUAUUGGAUAAGCUCCAAACCCAAAUAAUUGCACUUCCCAUAUAUGUCCACACACUCUUCACUCUACUAAUUCACCCAUCUUCCAUGGCUCUAUCCAUUGCUUCCACUGCACUUCCAAACAUUCCCCUCAGACAGAUACAUAAGCAAAAUUGGGUUUCUGGGCAGGCAAAAACAUGCAUAAUGUUGUCAUCAAGAACAUGGCGUUUGAAUGCUGGUAAAGAGGUUUCAAGUGUUUGUGAACCUCUUCCUCCUGAUAGGCCUCUUUGGUUCCCUGGUAGUUCUCCUCCUGAAUGGCUUGAUGGCAGUCUUCCUGGAGAUUUUGGUUUCGACCCACUGGGAUUAGGGUCUGAUCCAGAGCUGCUGAAAUGGUUUGCGCAAGCGGAGCUGAUGCACGGCAGAUGGGCAAUGCUAGCGGUGGCCGGAAUACUGAUCCCGGAGUGGCUGGAGGGGCUGGGGUUCAUCGAUAACUACUCAUGGUACGACGCCGGCGCCAGAGAGUAUUUCGCGGACCCGACGACUCUAUUCGUGGUGCAGAUGGCGUUGAUGGGGUGGGCGGAGGGGCGGCGAUGGGCGGAUAUAAUCAAGCCAGGUUGCGUCGACGUGGAGCCGACGGUGCCGCACAAGAAAAAGCCGAAGCGGGACGUUGGGUACCCUGGCGGGCUGUGGUUUGACCCGUUUAUGUGGGGGAGAGGCUCGCCGGAGCCGGUGAUGGUGCUGAGAACCAAGGAGAUCAAGAAUGGCCGGCUGGCUAUGCUGGCAUUUCUGGGGUUCUGUUUCCAGGCCAUUUAUACUAAACAGGGGCCUAUUGAGAACCUCAUGUUCCACCUUGCUGAUCCUGGCCACAACAAUAUCUUCUCUGCUUUCACCUCACACUGAUGUUUUCAUGUUUUGAGGGGUAUGAGAAGUAUAGAAAGAUCAAGAUGAGACAGACAGAUAAACUGAAAGAAAUAUAGACUUUGUUGAAUCAAGACUUUUCACUGGAUUAAUUUUUUUUUUUUUUUUUUUUUGUAUUUUCAAUGACUGGGACUAAAAGGACAACAGAAGAGAAGAUUUCUCACUCAAAUCUUGUGUUUCUUCA